Molecule: messenger RNA, 717 nt
Organism: Camellia sinensis
Lineage: Eukaryota; Viridiplantae; Streptophyta; Magnoliopsida; Ericales; Theaceae
Source: RefSeq, a predicted model, not a curated record
AUGCGAAUGAUUUCUAGGGUUUUAAAUGCCCAAAAUUGCUAUUCUAUAUUUGAAGAAUGUAGUAGAAUGCUUUUAAUAAUGUCAGUGAUAAGUUUUGGUGUUCUAGUGGCUUCAUAUGAGGAGAUUGUUAUUAACUGGAUUGGUUUGGUUUACCAAAUGGGAGGCGUUGUUGGGAAAGCUUUGAGGCUUAUAUUCAUGGAGAUUUUUGUUAAAAGGAAGGGUCUCAAACUAAACCCUAUUUCUGUCAUGUACUGCGUUAGUCCCUGCAGUGCUCUUUGCUUGUUCAUUCUGUGGAUUUUUCUAAAGAAGCCAAAGAUGGAUACCCAAGGGACAUGGAGCUUUCAACCUGUUAUCCUAACACUCAACUCUCUCUGUACUUUUGCACUCAAUCUAUCAGUUUUUCUUGUGAUCUCACAUACAAGUGCUUUGACAAUUCGUGUUGCUGGAGUUGUCAAGGAUUGGGUGGUUGUCUUAUACAUACUAUUAGCCCUUCUGUUUGCCGAUACAAUGCUGACAAUGAUAAAUGUGUUUGGUUAUGGCAUUGACAGAGCUAGAUGUCAUACCACAGAGAGAGAGAGAGCAGAGACAGAGAGUGAGAGUAGAGAGCAGAGGGAGAGCGAGAGCGACAGUGAGAGCCGAAGCAGAGCGAGAUCGAGAGCAAGUGAGUCUGAGAGCAGAGGGAGAUGGAGAGUGAGAGCUAGAGAGUUUGACAAAUGA